CCGACCGUCAGCGCAGUUACAGUGUAGGUGCCAACAUAAAGAAUUGUCCAUAGUCUGACCCAGAGUGAAAAAGAGAGUUUAGUUCACGAGCAUCAGCCAAGCGGGACACCAGCUUUUGAAAAAUAUGAAGCUCCCUGGACAAACACGUUGCUCGCUUCUUAUCGUUUUCUCUUCAGUCGGUCUGAUCCUUGAUCAGAUCAGCACACUGACAGUCACUCCUUCACCUCCAUUGGGUCCUACCCUGUUCACUUCAACUGGAGCAGAUGUCCGUAACACCAGCGCUUCGGAGGGAAGUAGCAUCACAACUCAUUCUCCUGUGACCACUGCUUCCUCACCUUCAAACUGCACGGGCUUGAACACCUCCAACUGUGCCAUGUGUUCUCCCGGUCACUUUCCCAAUAAUGCAACCUUGAACUGCUCCUGCUGUCCCAGUGGGUCCUGUUUUGCUGCAGAGAAUUGUCUGAUGUGCCCUCAAGGUUACUACCAGCCUCAAGCUGGACAUGACGCAUGUCUGCCUUGCUCAAAAGGCACCUACACAAAUUCUACAGGGAGCACGGAAUGCCAAUCCUGUGAAUCUGGACUCUAUGCCAAUGAAACUGGUUCAAAAAUCUGCCGAGACUGUCUCCCAGGUCACUUCUCCGAGGUGAAUGCAAGUGUCUGCGAGUCUUGUCCUCGAGGGUUGUUUUGCAACACAACUCGCUGCACUGAGUGCAUGAUGUGCCCAGGUGGGACGGAAACUCUGUCGACAGGAGCUACCGAAUGUACAGACUGCCAACCAGGAAUGUACAAGCCUCCAAAUGUACUGCUCUGUAGAAUGUGUGAAAAUGGAUAUUACCAGAUAAAGAUAGGUCAGGAGAGCUGUAACCUGUGUCCUGAACAGCACUAUUGCCCGAGUCCUGAUGUGAUUCCAGUUCUGUGCCCAAAAGAUGCAUUUUGUCCACCUGGGAGUAUUGCCCCACAGUACUGCAUGGAAACAUUCUUCUUCAAGUCAGGAGAUCACUGUGUGCUCACACCAUUGACCAUAGUCCUGCUUGUGAUCUUUGCUGUCCUCAUUUUGCUGGUGAUUAUUGUACUAAUUGCACGUCGCAGAAAGGAAGUCAGACGAAGGGACCCAGUUCGAUCUCCAUUACUGAGUAAUGAGCCUAUCCCUGGCCAAGGUGCUCGGCUGUCAUAUGGGAUCUCCUGGGAUCCAGAACCAGUGUAUGCAGGAUGGUAACUGUGGCUCCAUAAUCCCUUUCCAUAUUAAGGAUUUGGGGUCGUGGCCCUCUAAGACACUUUGCACAAUUCUAAGCAACAAAAAAAAUUGUACAACUGAAUGCCACCUGUAUUAUUUCGCUUGGAAGCCAAUUUGUGAAACCACACACUCACCUAUUUCAGGGUUGUGGUGAAUUGUUGAUCACAACCGACCUUUUAAUGUCUUUUGUUAUCUGUCUUGCCUUGUUUUCUCCUAGAGAGAGAAUGGAAUUUAUUGGUGUGGAGGUGUGAUCAAAUGGUCUAGUUUGUUGUAUCCUUUUUGAGAUGAUGCUACUUUGACAACUCAAUGAAAUGCAUCUGGUUUCAUUUGUCCUGGAAAUUCACUUUUAACCAGUAAUUCUUUCUUUGCAUCACUGGAUUGCCUCAAAUUCACUCAGUCACCAUUGCAUUUACUGAAGGAGUUGCACUUACACUAAACAAGCUGAAAUACAAAGAUCAAGGUGGACAGUGUUGAGGAUUAUUUUUUGCACUUUUUAUGUACUGUAUUGCCUUUUUGGCAGUAGAAUUACUUUCAUUUAUGAAAUAAUCUGACGAUUGCACCUUAACCAUACUUUAUAAGCCUGGCCUUUUGAAAGAUCCUGUUUUAUCUUGGAGAGUGGGUUGGAAACUGCUCAUUAUCUUUGUGCACCACCGUGCAUCCUGAGGCAGUGAAGUCUGUAAAUUUUGUCUCUUGUUACCAAGUACAGAGUUAACUGUCUAAAACGUCCUUGUGAUUUUUUUUGUAUAAGAAUAGUGUUUUGGAGUGUUUAGAUGUAGCUACUUUUGCAGUAAGACUGGCCAAUAUUGAGCAGAAAAUUUGUGAAUUUAGCUUCUGCAAAGUUGAUUUAAAAGGCCAUCACUUACCUGCACAUAGAAAUGUCCAAGGUACCUUGUUUCAGCUGCUGUGAUUCCCAACUGGUUUGUUGACCUGGGUGUAGAAAGGUCAGAAUGGACCAAAAAUAAAUUGGCACCAGUUGUUAUCUGGAGAGCUAAACAAAGCAUUAAGUAGAAUGCAAUUGAAUACCGAGGGGUUUAUUACAGAUUACAGAUUAGCCCUGGGAACUACUUUAAAGUUAUCUCCUAAUUGAAUUAAUGUUCAUGGAAUAAACUUGUAUUUUUGCUGGGUAAAAUUUAAGUUUAAGCAUUUUAAUACACAAUAUUCAACCAUCAUACCCUGAACACCUGGAUUGUCACUUUAAAAUUUGUAUGUGUAAUGUUAUUCUCCAUACGUCAUUGCAUUCUACACAUGGGCAAUGCUAAUCUAAGGCACUAUAUUCUUACAGAUAUAGAUAUAUCUUGUGUAGAGAUGGGACUUCUGGAUUAUUUUUAACAAUAUGAAAUAGUAUAUGGAAAGCAAAGAUGGUAUUUUGGGGAAACAUUUGUAUGUUUAAAAGCACAACCAAACCUUCAGCAUCCUAAAUGACCUCACUUGCUGCUUAAAGAAAAAAUAGCAUUGAAAUAAAGUGGUUAUGCUGAACUGUGAUUAAUUUUAAACAUUAAAAACUCUUGUUUUUCUAAGGUGUACUUUAGUAUCCUGUGAUAAAAUGUGACUGUUUUGAACUGUAAUGACUUUUUAAAUUAAAUAAAAUGAAUU
Mobula hypostoma (lesser devil ray) is the source of this 2827-nucleotide messenger RNA. Its product is annotated as signal peptide, CUB and EGF-like domain-containing protein 3. NCBI's taxonomy places the organism in Eukaryota, Metazoa, Chordata, Chondrichthyes, Myliobatiformes, Myliobatidae. The record is from RefSeq and is a predicted model, not a curated record. Bases 125 to 1216 code for a protein of 363 amino acids. The transcript has 9 exons.